AAAUAAUCCACAGGUGACUCGAAAGUCAUCAGCCACUCGAUCGCCAAGUCCCAACCAGAGAGCUACCGUUCGCCGGAGCGCGCUCGCCCCGCAACGCCUGUCUUUUGUGUUGUCGUUUACGUUUAACAGUGAACAAGAAAUGUAUCGAAUCGAAUUCGUCGAAUCAGGCAGACCAACUUUGGAUUAAUAGCGACUACUUCUAUACUACAGCUGAUACCCAACCUACAAUCGAAUACCCCCCCCCCUCGUUAUCGCCUCAUUCAGCCGAAUUGUAUUAGCAAGAAAAAGAAAUAAGAAGCACCAGCACCAUCCAUAAUAUCUAAUCACACUAUCCUGCACUGUCCAGCACCACUAGAACUUGUUCCAGAACAUUUUGUGGAUAAAUCGAAGAAAACGAGAGAUUAAGAGAUAACAUUCAAGAGAACAUUCCAAAGAGACCUAUUCAACAUGAUCUACCUGCAAAUCACAUUUUGCCUUCUCGUCAUCGUUUCCAGCGUGCGGCUGAUGCCGAUUGCCGACGUGGAGGAAACGGAGACGACGGAAUGGACUCACGACAUCACAACAGAAGAGGCGGCAGCGGCGACGACUUGGCUGGCGCCAGAAUCGCUCACCAAGGAGGAGAUAGUGGCCGACACCAGCCCCGACAACAACAACAAAGGCCCUGCAACAAUCACGACGACAGAGGAGCCCUUCAACGCCGUCACCGACCACGACGAACCGACAGCCGUCUGGUCGCCCUCGCAAACGGUCGAGAUACGCCUCCAUCCGCAAUCGCUGAGGACACAAGAGUCCAAAGGAUCUCACCAGGAGCAUCCUACCGUGGCGCCUCUUGCCAGUCAAGAGUUCCCGGUGGGACCGCAAGCAGAAGGGACGUCAUCUACUUCGAUGCCGACGCCCAGCGUCGCUCCGUCCGAGGACGAUCUCUUCGGCCGGAGGAUGACGAUGGAGCCGCAGACACACGGGAGCUUCGGAGGGCAAACGGGCCGUUUGAGAUCCAGGGAUAGUGUCGGGACGGCCCUCCGCCGAGCCGUAACCGGUUCUCCGGCUGUGCAGAGACUCCAGCAGAGCACAACCCGAAUGGCCAGCAGUUUGCCCGUCUCGACUUCGGGGCGUGACAAGGCCGGUCCUCCAGCAACUGGAUCGCGCCCUGGACGUAAGAUCGUGGGUUUUGGCAGCUUGUCGACUUUGUCCAAUGCCCAGCGAGUCAAUUCCAAAACGGCUGCAGCUCUGCGAAAGGAAAGUUUCUUCAAGAACCGACAAUCAGGACACGUCCAUGGACAUGGCCAUGGAGGAGGUGACACGCCUGCAGAUACCCAUAUGGAGCCUCCCCAAUGGCUAUACGGAACCAGCAAAGACACAAGAAAAACAGUCGAAUCCUUCCGGCUAUCUAAUAACGAGCGGUUGCUCGUUCUGGGUCUGCGGGACAAAAUGAUGACGACGUCGACCGCCAGCACUCACGAAGAAGAAAUGGCUACCACCACCACCAGCAAACCAGAAGAAAUGGUUUCGACAACAACAACGACAACAACCUUCACGACAACGACCGUUCAUCCGCCGGUAAGCGACGCAACCAUUUCGGUGACUACUGAAACGGAAGCCGUCCAAUCGACGACAACGACACGACCAACAAUUCCCCAAGUGGAUUCGGCGAUGCAAGAGACGAACGACGUGCCAGCGCAGAUCAAGGAUGCAGCGGCACGUGAGACGAAUGACGCAACUACGGAAAUCGAUCACGAAACAUCCCAGCAAACUCACGACAAAACAGAAGGUCAGGCGGUACUCACCGAGGCGACUGUCCAUCCGGAAACGCUUUCGACAUCGGCAGCAGCAGUCAGCUCGACGGAAACCAAUCCGUUCACCAAACAUUCGGCAAGCGGCAAGCCGGUGACGGCCCAAAUUCCGCUGGAUGUGGAGGGCGAACCCAUCAAGAACCUGGACAACUCGCCGCUAGAUGCUGGCAGUUCCUCCAAACAGGAACUGGGAGUUUUGUCGACAGGUGACGACUGUUUCGGAGCCGACUGCAACGAAGAACAGGAAACGGGAUUGAACAUGGGCCAGUUGGACCAUGGCGGGUUCGAUCAAGAGGCUCAUCGUUACCUAGUGGAGGAGAAGACCCACGACGGUUACAUCAUCGGCGAGUUUGGAGUCGUUAGCCGGUCGAGCGACUUACGGGCCGUCCGUUACACGGCCCAUCCGUCCAUCGAUCCUCAGCUGAUCCAGGAAAUGCUGCGGACUUUCUGGUUACUGAAAACGGGCGAAAAAGAGUAACAUCAGACAAAUUGGCCUUAGAGUAAAUCGUUAUUUGUUGUUUCGUGUCGUCAUUCGCUCUCACCAAUCAUUCGAUUCCUAUCUAUUUUUUUGCGUCCCCAAAUUGUUGUUCGUAAAUUGUCGAGAUCCGGCGGGAGACGGUACGACCCCCUUUUUUCAAUUACUGGAACCAGUGCAUAUCUCCGAUUUCGUUUCUCUUGAUAUCCCUUUUUUUUAAUACCUAUGUUCAAAAGAAGAAAAAAAAAAGAGUGGUGAAGAUGUCGGCUGGAUGAUAUGGAAAUUGAGUCUUUUUCCAAUUUGACUUUUCUCAUUUUGUUUUUUUCCUUUGGCUUCCCUUUUUUUUAUUACGUUAUAAUUGUUACGUUGAUUGAUGGGUUCAGCGCGUCGGUAUUUUUCUAUUUUAUAGAUUUUUUUCUUUUACCUCCCGAAUGUGUAAGCGUUUAGAGUGUGUGUGUGUGUGUCUGAACUGUGGCCACGUCCAGAUCUAAUCUUAAUCUUCCUUUUGGGCUGUCUCUUCUUCUUUCUCUUCUUCACGCUCUUGAUUGCAAUUCUUCCACUUUUCUUUCUUAUAGAUGGAAUCUAAUUAGAUUGCAGCGUGCCAUAGUCUGUCGUGUAUUGUUUGUCUACGGAACGAAAGGAAAAGAAAUAAAUGAUCUUCCACUCUAAAAAGAUA
This is a messenger RNA of Daphnia pulicaria, 2941 nucleotides long. Its product is annotated as mucin-5AC-like. The transcript is spliced from 4 exons. The record is from RefSeq and is a predicted model, not a curated record. Lineage: Eukaryota; Metazoa; Arthropoda; Branchiopoda; Diplostraca; Daphniidae. The coding region runs from base 448 to 2268 and encodes 606 amino acids.